AUGGCCCCAGCUUCGCAGGCUCUAACACUCUCCGUUUACUUCUUCAGUGCAAGUGACGGCCACAUGGAUGCCUGCAGAGUGCCCAAAGUACCCAGGAUUAUCUACCCCAAACCCCAGCUCCUCAAGCCCACGAGGACGGACGUGCUGGUCACCACUCCCUGGUCUGCCCCCAUCAUCUGGGACGGGACCUUUGACGCUGCCAUCCUGGACAUGCAGUUCAGAAACACCACCAUGCGGCUGACUGUGUUUGCCAUCAAAAAGUACGUGGUCUUCCUGAAGCUGUUCCUGGAGACUGCAGAGAAGUACUUCAGGGUGGGACACAAGGUCAACUACUACGUCUUCACUGACCGACCAGCUGACAUCCCGCAUGUCCCCCUCCAGGAAGACCGGCAGGUGGUGGUCCUCAAUAUCCGCAACUACACCAGCUGGCAGGACAUGUCCAUGCCCAUGGAGAUGAUCAGCAACUUCUCCGAGCAGCGCUUCCUGCAUGAGGUGGACUACCUGGUGUGUUUAGACGUGGACAUGAAGUUCAGUGACCACGUGGGCGUGGAGAUCCUCUCCUCCUUGUUCGGCACUCUCCACCCUGGCUUCUUUGUUGCCAAUCGCCAGGCCUUCACGUAUGAACGCCGCCCAUUGUCUCAGGCCUACAUUCCAAGAGAUGAAGGUGAUUUCUACUAGGCCGGUGGCUUUUUUGGGGGCUCAGUGAUAGAGGUGCACAGGCUCACCAAGGCCUGUCACCAGGCGAUGAUGGUGGACCAAGCCAAUCACAUUGAGGCCGUGUGGCAUGACGAGAGCCACCUGAACAAGUACCUGCACAAGUUGUACAAGGAAAGAGGAGAAGGUGGGGCUCCUGAGAAGGCUGACUUCUGUUCUGCAGGCACUCCCACUGGAGACUUCCGUCUGGGCUGUGCUGCCCUGGCCCCUGCUGCCCAGCUGCUCUCCACUCCCAUCCUGGGUGUGGGUCGUCUGAGGAGUCAUGGCGCCAAGAACAACGUGUUCAGCCUGACCCUCAGAUGGACGCAGAGAGAAGAGUCUCAAAGCCAGGGCAAACGCAGCGAGAUUCUGCAGAAGACACUGCUGGAGACAAAGAAGCCCGGAGAGGGCCUUGCCCUAGGUCAGUCCGUCACCACCCGCGUGGGCUGCCUCUUGGCAGAGCUGUACAUCAAGCUCCCAGACGCAGCCUGCCGGACUUACUUUGCUGUGGUCUCCGUCUUGGUUUCCUGGAGCUGCCCAAACAGAAUAUCACAAAGUGGGCAUGCUUAA
Messenger RNA from Trichechus manatus latirostris (Florida manatee), 1263 nucleotides. RefSeq names its product histo-blood group ABO system transferase 2-like. Gene Ontology annotation, cellular component: Golgi apparatus; membrane; vesicle. NCBI's taxonomy places the organism in Eukaryota, Metazoa, Chordata, Mammalia, Sirenia, Trichechidae. Gene Ontology annotation, molecular function: glycoprotein-fucosylgalactoside alpha-N-acetylgalactosaminyltransferase activity. The record is from RefSeq and is a predicted model, not a curated record. Gene Ontology annotation, biological process: carbohydrate metabolic process.